Chrysochloris asiatica (Cape golden mole) is the source of this 1635-nucleotide messenger RNA. It is a transcript of the gene GNL3, whose product is annotated as guanine nucleotide binding protein-like 3 (nucleolar). The record is from RefSeq and is a predicted model, not a curated record. The transcript has 15 exons. Gene Ontology annotation, cellular component: nucleolus. NCBI's taxonomy places the organism in Eukaryota, Metazoa, Chordata, Mammalia, Afrosoricida, Chrysochloridae. Gene Ontology annotation, molecular function: GTP binding. The coding region runs from base 1 to 1635 and encodes 544 amino acids.
AUGAAGCGGCCAAAGUUAAAAAAAGCGAGUAAACGCAUGACCUGCCAUAAGCGGUUUAAAAUCCAAAAAAAGGUACGAGAACACCAUCGAAAAUUGAGGAAGGAAGCCAGAAAACGGGGUCACAAGAAGUCUAGAAAAGAUCCAGGAGUUCCAAACAGUGCUCCCUUUAAGGAGGCUCUUCUUCGGGAAGCUGAGCUGCGAAAACAGCGGCUAGAAGAACUAAAGCAGCAGCAAAAACUUGACAGACAAAAGGAACAGGAAGCAAAAAGAAAACUGGGAACUAACCCUGCUGUCGAAUCAUCUAAUGGAACUCCUGUGAACGAGGAACUUGGACAAGAUAAAACAAAGAACACCACCAAGUCAAGUAAACAGAAUCCAAAAAAGUUAUAUUGUCAGGAACUUAAAAAGGUGAUUGAGGCCUCAGAUGUUGUGCUAGAGGUAUUAGAUGCCAGAGAUCCUCUUGGUUGCAGGUGUCCCCAGGUAGAAGAGGCCAUUGUCCAGGCUGGACAUAAAAAGCUGAUACUUGUGUUAAAUAAAUCAGAUCUUGUGCCAAAGGAGAAUUUGGAGAGCUGGCUAAAUUAUUUGGAGAAAGAAUUGCCAACAGUGGUGUUCAAAGCCUCAACCCAUUUAAAAGACAAAGGAAAACUAAUCAAGAUGAAGAAAGCUGCUCAAUUCAAAAGUACAGUCUGCUUUGGGAAAAAAGGUCUUAUGAAGCUUCUUCGAGGAUUUCAGGAGACUUCUGGCAAAGCCAUUUGCGUUGGAGUUAUUGGUUUCCCAAAUGUGGGUAAAAGCAGCAUUAUUAAUAGCUUAAAACAAGAACAAAUAUGCAGUGUUGGUGUAUCCAUGGGGCUUACAAGGAACAUGCAGGUUGUUCCCCUGGACAAACGGAUAACAAUCAUAGACAGUCCCAGCUUCAUUGUGUCUCCACUUAAUUCGGCCAGUGCACUGGCUAUGAGAAGUCCAGCAAGUAUUGAGGUAGUAAAACCAAUGGAGGCUGCAAGUGCCAUCCUGUCCCAGGCUGAUGCUCGACAGGUAGUAUUGAAAUACACCGUCCCAGACUAUAAAAACCCUCUGGAAUUUUUUACUUUGCUUGCUCAGAGAAGAGGACUACAUCAAAAAGGUGGAAGCCCAAAUAUGGAAGCUGCUGCCAGACUGCUGUGGUCUGAGUGGACAGGUGCCACCCUAGGCUACUAUUGCCAGCCUCCCAUAUCCUGGACUUGCUCUUCACAUUUUAAUGAGAGUACAAUGGCAGCUAUGAAAUUGGGCUUUAAUAUGGAGGAACUGGAUAAGAACAAUGCACACAGUAUACAAGUCAUCAGGGGCUCCCGUUUAGCUAGUAGCAUCCUUUUCCAAUCUUCUGGUCUCACAAACGGAAUCAUAGACGAAAAUGACAUACCUGAGAAGUUGUCAAAACAGAAAGAGCAGCAGGAAGAGGACAGUGACAGUGACCAGGAAAGUCUUGAUGGUGAAGAAGCUGAUGAAAACAGCACAUUCAGUUCUGCAGAAGAGAAGGGGGAGGCACUCCCUGAGGCGUUCCAAGCAGGUGAAUUUGGCAAUCAAGAAGCAAGAUCUUUAUUCUUAGAUAAAAUAACUGAAGAUGACGAUGCUUAUGACUUCAGUGCAGACUAUGUAUAG